AUGGCCUCAACUCGGCCAGUCAGGAUCGCAGUCAUCGGCACCGGCUUAAUCGGGCCCAGGCAUGCGAAGGCAGUCAUACAAGAUGCCAAUGCCGUGUUGACAUGCAUAGUCGACCCCAGCCCGGCAGCUCAGGAGGUGGCUGCUGCUCUGCAAAUACCUCUUUAUCCCUCUGUACAGGCCAUGCUCUCGUCUCCGCAUAGACCUGACGUAGGCAUAGUUUGCACUCCCAACCACACACAUGUCCCGGUGUCAACGGAGCUCUUGUCUGGCGGUGUCCAUGUGCUCUGCGAAAAGCCCAUCUCUGUCGACAUUGCAGGCGGACAAGCACUGGUCGAUCACGCGGCGGCCCGUGGAUUGCAUCUACUUACUGGUCAUCACCGUCGCUUCAAUCCGUUUGUCACGGCUGUGAAGCGCAUACUCGACACCAAUUCUCUUGGUAGCAUCACCGCCAUCUCGGGUCUCUGGACGCUCUUCAAGCCCUCACCGUAUUUCGACCCGCCGACUGCAUGGCGCCGGAGCGCCGAAAGCGGCGGGCCAGUGCUCAUCAACCUGAUUCAUGACAUCGACGUGCUGCACUACCUCCUCGGCCCCAUCAAAACCGUCGCGGCAUUCGAAGCAGUCAAGCGUCGUGGCCACGAUGCAGAAGAGGGUGGUGCCAUUUUGCUGCAUUUCGAAAGCGGAGUCGUCGGGACCUUUGUGCUGAGCGACGCCGUUGUGAGCCCUCACGCCUUCGAGUUGGGCACCGGAGAGAACCCGCUUUUUCCACCGACAGGUGAGGACAUUUAUCGAAUCUUUGGCACAGAAGCGACAUUGAGUGUUCCCGACUUGAAGCGAUGGUCAUAUGCCCAAGGAACCCAGAAGUCGUGGCAGAACAAGAUGAUUCAGGAAACACUCUCGUUAAACGGCUUGUUGUCUGAGAAAGAGAGGCUGAAGGUCCCAUUUGAGCUGCAAGUCGAUCACCUGGUUCAAGUAGUUAGAGGGGAAGCAAGUCCAAUCUGUAGCGGAGCUGAUGGGUUGGCAGCAGUGAGAGUGGCUGAGGCGGUGCGGAAGGCAUUGAGGACAGGUGGAGUGGUUACUGUCAACUACAAGGAUAAGGAUCAGCUCAAACUAUAA
Messenger RNA from Lasiodiplodia theobromae, 1113 nucleotides. RefSeq names its product Quinate utilization oxidoreductase protein. Gene Ontology annotation, molecular function: nucleotide binding. NCBI's taxonomy places the organism in Eukaryota, Fungi, Ascomycota, Dothideomycetes, Botryosphaeriales, Botryosphaeriaceae. The record is from RefSeq and is a predicted model, not a curated record. The transcript has a single exon. Bases 1 to 1113 code for a protein of 370 amino acids.